Cariama cristata (Red-legged seriema) is the source of this 981-nucleotide messenger RNA. RefSeq names its product transmembrane protease, serine 4 (gene TMPRSS4). The transcript is spliced from 9 exons. The annotation marks the transcript as partial. Gene Ontology annotation, biological process: proteolysis. Gene Ontology annotation, molecular function: protein binding; serine-type endopeptidase activity. The record is from RefSeq and is a predicted model, not a curated record. NCBI's taxonomy places the organism in Eukaryota, Metazoa, Chordata, Aves, Cariamiformes, Cariamidae. Gene Ontology annotation, cellular component: membrane.
GAUUUAGCCUCCGAGCGGCCAAAUGGCAGAGGCGCCAGCACACGACGCAAAACCACCACGGCGCUGGAGUCCUUCAAGCGGAUCGGCAUCCCCGUCCUGGCAGCGGUGCUCAGCCUCGCCUGCCUGGCUAUGGUCGGCUUCCUGGUCAAGGUGUACCUGGACUACCACUACUUCUUCUGCAAGCAGCCCCUGAAGCUGGUGCCGCUGCAGCAGGUGUGUGACGGGCAGAUGGACUGUCUGCAGGGCGAGGACGAGGCCACCUGUCCCCAGUGGGUCCCUGAGGGGCCACCAGCUGGGGCCCGCGUUUCCAAAGACAGAUCCAUCCUGCAGGUGCUUAACAGAAACACCGGAGCCUGGUCCUGCAUCUGCCACGACCACUUCAACCUGGUGCUUGCGAAAGCAGCCUGCGAGCAAAUGGGCUACAGGAGCAUCCCCACUUUCCGGGCGGCAGAGGUGGGUGCAGGGCAGCCCCUGCCUCCCCGCGAGGUCGGCCUGAGCAACGGCAGCCUCCGGCUGCCCGAACCGGGCAGGAAAUGCCUCUCUGGAUCGGUUGUCUCUCUCUUUUGUUCCAACUGCGGGGAGAGCGUACGGACUCCACGCGUGCUGGGCGGCAGUCCGGCCGCCAUCGAGGCUUGGCCGUGGCAGGUCAGCCUGCAGUACCGCAAGGAGCACAUCUGCGGAGGCAGCAUCAUCGACCCCAGCUGGGUCCUGACGGCAGCGCACUGCUUCAAGAACAACCCCAUCGUUCAGAGCUGGCGCGUGAAGGCCGGCUCCGACCUCCUCUCGGGCACCGCCACCCUCGCUGUGGAGAAGGUUUUCCUGGCCGAGGUGAUGCCCGCGUCUUCCAAGGACAAUGACAUUGCCCUGGUGAAGCUGCGGUCUCCCCUGCGUGUCUCAGGCAAACUGUCAGAGACCCUGCAGCAGGCGGAGGUGAAACUCAUAGACAAGGAGAGCUGCAACCUGGCCGCCUACCACGGGGAG